Dioscorea cayenensis subsp. rotundata (Guinea yam) is the source of this 2517-nucleotide messenger RNA. Its product is annotated as cyclin-dependent kinase F-4-like. Gene Ontology annotation, molecular function: ATP binding; protein serine/threonine kinase activity. Gene Ontology annotation, biological process: intracellular signal transduction; protein phosphorylation. Gene Ontology annotation, cellular component: nucleus; cytoplasm. The transcript is spliced from 16 exons. The record is from RefSeq and is a predicted model, not a curated record. Lineage: Eukaryota; Viridiplantae; Streptophyta; Magnoliopsida; Dioscoreales; Dioscoreaceae. Bases 864 to 2288 code for a protein of 474 amino acids.
CGGGGGUUCUUUGUCUUUUUCUUUUUCUCUAUUCCUUUUCUAUCUUUCGGAUUCGGAGCUGGACGACGCUUCGGCCCUGGAGUCGGCCUUGGACCAUAGCGGAAGGCGACGGAGCUUGCGCUCGAAGCCGGCGAGGUUGUGUCACUUCGUGCACUUUCACUUGAGAUAUGGAGUCAGUUUCCCUUUCAUCAAGCUGCUUUGGAAGCCAAAUAUUUCUAUAUAACAAAGUUCUUGAUAGGCGUUUUCACAUGCGUGGAGACUUCCUUCUUGCUUCCUUUGUUAACUGCACUUAGGUAGCUGCUAUUCCAUGACCGUCAAAGGCAGCCGGACUUUGACUAAAAUGCUCUUGCUGUCAACUUGCUUUGAUAUCCUUGCUGCUGUGCAUUUUCAAGACCACUGAUUUUCAUAGGUAUUUUCAUAAAAUUGCCAGACAAUUCUGGCCUAGGCCUAAUGUGUUCCAUCUUCUCCGGGUUAGAAUGACAAACAUGAAUUCUUUGUUAUCUUAGUCAGUAAUCAUUGAUAAUGCCUGCAGCUUGGAUCGCAUGUGACUUUUGCUUGCGUUCAAGUUGUUCCAAGCAAAGGAACUUUAUGUAGAACACAAUCUUCAGUGUGCUCUGUGUGAAUGAAACAGCAUGCUUACAUAAAUCUGCUCAGCUUCCUCUUUCUUUGAGGUGCUUCUUUAAGAAAUUCCCUGUUCUAGAACAUGUCCCAGCUCAGAAUAAUGGUGUUGAUCGCCUGAAGUGGUUAUCCUAUAUUAGAUAUUCAAUCUACUCUUCUCAAGCAUACAGCAGUGGUAUCUUAGAUAUCCCUAGCAAUUUACCCUUUUCUUUUUCGAUAAUUGAGGAGCCUUGUGCCUGGGAAGAAUGGAAUGCUACAAGGUUAUUAAGGAAGUUGGCGAUGGAACCUUUGGUACUGUCUGGAGAGCCUUAAACAAACAAAGUGGUGAAGUGGUUGCGAUUAAGAAAAUGAAGAAAAAAUAUUAUUCUUGGGAGGAAUGUGUGAAUCUUCGGGAAGUUAAGUCACUGCGAAGGAUGAACCAUCCUAAUAUUGUGAAGCUUAAGGAAGUUAUCAGAGAGAAUAAUGUUCUAUACUUUAUAUUUGAGUACAUGGAAUGCAGUCUUUAUCAGCUCAUGAAAGAUAGAAGCAAACCUUUCUCUGAGACCGAAGUUCGGAAUUGGUGUUUUCAAAUAUUGCAAGCUCUUGCGUACAUGCAUCAUCGGGGUUAUUUUCACCGUGACCUUAAGCCAGAGAACUUACUAGUCACAAAAGAGACCAUCAAGAUAGCAGAUUUUGGUCUUGCUCGUGAAAUAUCUUCACAAGCUCCCUACACAGAAUAUGUCUCCACCCGCUGGUACCGAGCUCCUGAAAUUUUGCUGCAAUCUUCUAUAUAUGACUCAGCAGUUGAUAUGUGGGCUAUGGGAGCUAUAAUUGCCGAGCUACUUACACUGCGUCCUAUUUUCCCUGGGUCAAGUGAAGCUGAUGAAAUAUACAAGAUUUGUAGUGUAAUUGGCACACCCGAUUACAUUUCUUGGGCUGAAGGACUGCAGCUUGCUGAUUCGCUCAAUUAUCGAUUUCCACAGUUGCAGUUUGCUCCUGUCCAUCUUUCGUCUCUACUCCCAUCAGCAAGUGAAGAUGCAAUUAGCCUUAUUUCGUCACUUUGUUCAUGGAAUCCUAAGAAAAGACCCACAGCUUUGGAGGCCCUUCAGCAUUCUUUCUUUCAGCCUUGCUUUUAUGUACCACCAUCCCUUCGCCCUAAAGCACCUGGCAUUCCAAAAACUCCAACAUCUGCUGGGCUUAAAGGACCUUCAGAACAAAAGACUUAUAAUCGAAGAUCCAGUGGAGUUCAAUCCUAUACAGCUCGUGCAAGUGAUUCCUCUCCUGCAAAGAAUUCAAAUGCUUACUGGAGGACAGGUGUGCAAAGAAAGCUGGAGAUGGAUUAUCAGGUUCAGGAACCUGGGAAAUACGGAAAGUCACUAAAGAACAUUCCCAAGGAAUCAUCAUCCCCAUAUCUGCCGCCUGCAAGAAAAAACAAUCCAGGAGGAUAUACUGCAAGGAGUGUUGGCAAAGGAUGUUCGGAUAUCUCGGAUAAGGUGGCCAGUAACAAAACCGUACCCAACUCCUCCGACUACAACGGUGCUUUAGAUGUAAGCAAGAAGUUUGCUCAGCUGAGUGUGAAUUCCGAUGGUGGAGCACGGCCUCCUCCGAGCUCCAUGAAGGCUGGUGGCUGGCGUUCCAAUCAGUUUCCUGCUACUACCUAUAGGAGUUACUCUAGGAAGGUUAUGGGCUGAAGCCAACCAAUCCCAGUCGCAACUUAUUAUUAGUAUUUCGUUUCCAGUUAAUAAUGACUGUAAUAAUGUGCACACCAAUUAAUUAAUGGUGGUUGAUGACUAGAGACGAGUGAGUGUUUCACCUCACCUCUACUGGGUUGUGGGAUCAUCAUUAACUUGGGAUCUCUACGUUUGCCUGCUACUACUGGUGUUGUUUAUGUUAUGAAGCUUUUUGCUCAUGUUUUUAGCA